GAGGGCUCGAAGGGAUGGGGGUCCCGCCGAGGAGCUCGGCUGUGAUGGAGAGGGGGCUCCGGCUCUCAGGUGUCCUGAUGGCAAAUUUCAAGGGCCAUGCACUCCCAGGGAGUUUCUUCCUGAUCAUUGGGCUGUGGUGGUCAGUGAAGCACCCUCUGAAGUACUUCAGUCACAAGCGGAAGAACGGCCCACUGCAUUACUAUUACCAGCGUGUCGAGAUCAUCGAAGCCGCAAUCAGGACUUUGUUUUCCAUCAUUGGGAUCCUGGCAGAGCAGUUUGUUCCGGACGGGCCCCACCUGCACCUCUACCAUGAGACCCACUGGAUAAAGUUAAUGAAUUGGCAGCACAGCACCAUGUACCUAUUCUUUGCAGUCUCAGGAAUUGUUGAUAUGCUCACCUAUCUGGUCAGCCACGUUCCCUUGGGGGUGGACAGACUGGUUAUGGCUGUGGCAGUAUUCACGGAAGGUUUCCUCUUCUACUACCACGUCCAUAACCGGCCUCCGCUGGACCAACACAUCCACUCACUCCUGCUGUAUGCUCUGUUUGGAGGGUGUGUCAGUAUCUCCCUAGAGGUGAUCUUCCGGGACCACAUUGUGCUGGAACUUUUCCGAACCAGUCUCGUCAUUCUUCAAGGAACCUGGUUCUGGCAGAUUGGGUUUGUGCUGUUCCCACCUUUUGGAACACCUGAAUGGGACCAGAAGGAUGAGGCCAACCUCAUGUUCAUCACCAUGUGCUUCUGCUGGCACUACCUGGCUGCCCUCAGCAUCGUGGCCAUCAACUAUUCUCUUGUUUACUGCCUUUUGACUCGGAUGAAGAGGCACGGAGGAGGAGAAAUCAUUGGAAUUCAGAAGCUGAAUUCAGAUCACACUUACCAGACCGCCCUCAUGAGUGGCUCAGAUGAGGAGUGAGCCGGCAUGUGGAGGGUGUAGACAUCCCACUGAACAGCUGGAGUGAAUGGAGUUUAUCCCCUGAAUGCCUGCUGUCGUCUGAUUUUAAGUCUAUGUAUUUGCACUCCUCAUUCAACACAAGGCUGGAGGUUCUAAAACAGGAAAUCAGGCCUACAGCAUCCAAUAUAUCUUGCAGUUAGGAUUUUUAAACAUAAUUUAAAGUCUAUGUUGGUACAGUACCCUUUGUAAAGAAAAAUGAAGUAAUGCCUCUGAGCAGCAGGCCUUUGUGUCUCAGUGUAAAGAGAAAUCAAGAGAUGCUAAAAGCCUUACAACCGAAGUGGCCCUAUGGAUGAAUCCAGGAUAUGAGCCCAGCAGGAGAACUUGCUGCUUUUGGUAACUUACCCCUUUUUCUCUUAAGAAAGCAGGUACUUUCUUAUCAGAAAUAUGUUAGAAUGUGUAAACAAAUGACAGUGCCUUUAGGGUUGCAGGUCUAAGUUACGUAUUUUUUAUAAGUAAAAUAAUUCACAGGC
This is a messenger RNA of Sapajus apella (tufted capuchin), 1417 nucleotides long. It is a transcript of the gene TMEM45B, whose product is annotated as transmembrane protein 45B. The transcript has 6 exons. Lineage: Eukaryota; Metazoa; Chordata; Mammalia; Primates; Cebidae. Bases 15 to 908 code for a protein of 297 amino acids. The record is from RefSeq and is a predicted model, not a curated record.